Micropterus dolomieu (smallmouth bass) is the source of this 2662-nucleotide messenger RNA. RefSeq names its product endoplasmic reticulum lectin 1 (gene erlec1). Gene Ontology annotation, biological process: retrograde protein transport, ER to cytosol; endoplasmic reticulum unfolded protein response. The record is from RefSeq and is a predicted model, not a curated record. The coding region runs from base 202 to 1686 and encodes 494 amino acids. The transcript has 14 exons. Gene Ontology annotation, cellular component: endoplasmic reticulum lumen. Lineage: Eukaryota; Metazoa; Chordata; Actinopteri; Centrarchiformes; Centrarchidae.
UGGCAAGUAUACAGUUCACAUCCGGUAUUUUGUGCUGUAUUGACAUCUUCCCCGUACAGUCAGAUAUUACGUCUGUCAAACCGGACUUCCUCGGCCUUUGCAACACCAUUUCAACACGAAUUCAUCACUCAGUCCGGUGUUAGUGUGAGGUAGGCAGGCUGAGGGAGCGGGCUGUAGGAGCUCAGCAGCCGGACAGGAGAUAUGACGGCUGGGGUGCUGAUAGUGUUUCUUGGGGGCUUGCUGGAGGUCUGCAGCGGCGUCUCGGCAAACAGAGGAGGGUAUCCCUCCUUUACAGACGAAAUACCUUUCAAAAUCACCUGGCCAGGCGCUGAAUUGACGCUGCCAACUUCAGGAGUACUUUACAAGGAAGAUGACUUUGUCAUCAUGACAACAACAGAGAAGGAGAAGUAUAAAUGUCUCCUGCCUUCCCUGACAGCUGGAGAGGAGGAUGAUGAUAAGGAGUACAGUGGGCUCAGUCCGGCGGAACUGCUGGAGCCACUAUUCAAACGAAGCAGCUGCUCCUACAGGAUUGAGUCAUACUGGACAUAUGAAGUAUGCCAUGGAAAGCAUAUACGACAGUAUCAUGAAGAGAAGGACACUGGUCAGAAAGUUAGUGUUCAAGAGUACUUCCUGGGGAAUAUGGCACAGAAGAGUCAGUCGACAGAGACAGCUAGGAUUUAUUUCAUUUUUUCAGAUAAAGAAGAAGAAGAGACAGAAAAUGUCAAAUCAGCAACUGAAACAGAAGUGCCAACUAAGAAUAUAGAAGGUCAGCUGACUCCCUACUUUUCGUUUGAGAUGGGGAAUGGGACUCCUUGUGUGCUGAAACAGAACGAGGCUCGCUCCACGUCUGUGCUGUACGUCUGUCAUCCAGAGGCCAAGCACGAGAUCUUGUCCGUUGCUGAGGUCACUACCUGUGAAUAUGAGGUGGUGGUUUUGACACCGCUGCUUUGUGCACACCCAAAAUACAGGUUUAAGUCCUCUCCGGUGAACGCCAUCUUCUGCCAGGCUCUGGCAGGCUCCCCUCUACAGCCUCAGCGGCUCACCCAAUUGGACAAGGAGCAAGAAGAGCAGCUUAGACCACUUUUCAGCCCCACCUCCGAGACCAGAGAGGAGGAGGCGUCAGCACCAGUGAGAGAGGAGUCCUUCACCUCCACCCAUAAACCUAUAACUGUUGGAGGGCAGUCUCAGGUCACUGUCGGCACCACUCACAUCUCUCGUUUGACAGAUGACCAGCUAAUCAAGGAGUUCCUCAGUGGCUCGUACUGUCUGCAUGGGGGGGUAGGGUGGUGGAAAUAUGAAUUCUGCUAUGGAAAGCAUGUCCAUCAGUACCAUGAGGAAAAAGAGCAGGGGAAGAACAUUGUGGUGGUCGGGAGCUGGAACGGAGAGGAGCAUAUUAACUGGGCCAAGAAGAACGUUGCCCGAUCAUACCAGCUCAAAGACGAUGGAGUGCAGAAAGUCAAGUUGGUUUCCCACUUUUAUGGCCACGGGGAUGUGUGUGAUCUGACAGGGAAGCCCAGGCAGGUCAUUGUCAAGCUCAAAUGUAAAGAGUCUGAGUCUCCCCAUGCUGUCACUGUCUACAUGCUGGAGCCUCAGACUUGCCAGUACAUCCUGGGGGUUGAGUCUCCGGUUAUAUGCAGGAUUCUUGACACUGCUGAUGAAUAUGGACUCCUGUCAAUCUCCAGCUAAACUGACAAAGAUCACAUGACAGCAACAGCGCGUGAAGGACAAGAAGAGGACAGGCAGUAAGAGGUGCACUGGAAAAGAGAGGACACAUCAAAAGAGAAACAGAGAUGCCCAUAACACUGCUAAAAGCCAAAAUCGAUGUUAAACUGAGGUUAAAGCUGAUCCUGAGGCUGGACUUCAUGUAGCCUAGGAGCACAGCCCCAGCCCCGAUCUGUGCAAUGGGCAAUUACUACAUCACAACGUAAACCAGCAAGCUAGCUCCGAGUUUGUCAAAUGUGGCCAAUGCCUCUCUCCACAAGCCAGUGGAUGUAUUGCCUGUAUGUCAUAUCUAUGCUUCACUUUGUGUUGGUUAUUUGCAAGAAAAGGAGUAAGGAAUCAGGGGAUUUGUUAUCAGCAGGGGAAUCAACAACAUUGAUGGUGGUUUUAUUGUCUUUAAGGUCUGUAAUUUUGUGUGUGAGUGUGUGAUAUGAAAUGAAAUGAUAAGCUACUUGACUGUGGCACUUGUAGACUGGGGGGAGGGAGCAAGUCUGAAUUUUUUUGCAGCAGUGAGAAUGUGUGCUGUGUUAGUUUGCUGAAUGAUUGAGUGUAACUUAUGCAUUCGGGGGUGCUGUGGAAGAGCAACAAAGAGUGUGAGUGGUUGAUUAAAAUUUCAUAUAAGUUUGUGGCAUGUACAGAAUGUUUUAAGGGUACCUAUAAGCGGUAUUCUGUGGUUUUAUGAAGAUACACACUGGGAUCCUGGUCACUGCUUUAUCAAAGGGGCUAAAAACAACCCUGAUGCAUUUGCAGCAAAGAAUAAAAUUUAAAAAUGAGACCUCAUUUAUAGUGUUGCAUGAACACACAGGGGAAAUCAAAAACAUUUGGUCUUGACUGAGAUGUAAAAAAAUCAUGGCAACGAAUGUCUCUGCUUAAUAAUUAUAGGAAUAUCAGUUGUCAUCACCUUGAAAAACCAAUACAAAUUAAAUUUUGUGUUUUUCUGUUA